This is a messenger RNA of Spea bombifrons (plains spadefoot toad), 2467 nucleotides long. It is a transcript of the gene DOC2B, whose product is annotated as double C2 domain beta. Gene Ontology annotation, cellular component: membrane. Bases 229 to 1413 code for a protein of 394 amino acids. The transcript is spliced from 9 exons. Lineage: Eukaryota; Metazoa; Chordata; Amphibia; Anura; Pelobatidae. The record is from RefSeq and is a predicted model, not a curated record.
UUAGCAGCCACACUGGGAGGAUAAGGACUCUUUUGUAGCUGCCGGAGCUACAGGCAGUAUGCAAAAGGUGUCUGAAAGUCCUAGAGAGAGAGAGAGACAUAGUCAGGAGCAGCAUCUGUGACCUUCCUUGAUAAACGGUAGCUUCGCUUCUUUAUGUAGCUAAACUUCAAGAAGCCACUGUUCCUGCAAUCCAUUCUCUGGUUUGGGUUUCAGAACAGAAUCGCAUGCAUGACACUCCGAAAAGGAGAGAAAAUGACCAUUAGCAUCCAGGAGCAUAUGGCUAUUGACGUGUGCCCAGGUCCAAUCAAGCCAAUCAAACAAAUUUCCGAUUAUUUUCCCCGAUUCCCCCGUGGUAUUCCUGCAACUGUUAGCCGCAGUAACUCCCUGAAGUCUAACGUGAGCCAGCCUUCUGUUAGUCCUUCUGAAAGUUCCAGAGAGGAAGAAGAGGACGUGGACAAGUUAUUUGGAGCUUAUGGAGCAGCUUCUACUACACCUGCCAAGCACGACGAAGAAGUCGACCUGGAUGGAUAUGACUCUGAUGAUUGCACCACCCUGGGGACACUGGAUUUUAGCUUGCUGUACGAUCAAGAAAACAAUGCUCUGCACUGCACAAUCAAUAAAGCCAAGGGCCUAAAGCCAAUGGACCACAAUGGACUUGCUGAUCCUUAUGUUAAAUUACACUUACUUCCUGGUGCUAGUAAGGCAAAUAAGUUAAGAACAAAAACUUUACGGAAUACACUGAAUCCUACAUGGAAUGAAACUUUAACUUACUAUGGAAUCACAGAUGAAGAUAUGAUUCGUAAAACUCUGAGAAUUUCUGUAUGUGAUGAGGAUAAAUUCCGCCACAACGAAUUUAUUGGAGAGACAAGAAUUCCUUUGAAAAAACUGAAACCUAACCAAACCAAAAACUUUAGCAUCUGUCUAGAGAAACAACUACCAAUAGAUAAAACAGAAGACAAGUCUUUGGAAGAACGUGGGCGAAUUCUUAUAUCCUUAAAGUACAGCUCCCAAAAGUCAGGACUCUUGGUAGGAAUCAUUCGAUGUGCUCAUCUGGCAGCAAUGGAUGCAAAUGGGUACUCAGAUCCCUAUGUAAAAACAUACUUAAAACCAGAUGAAGAUAAAAAAUCUAAACACAAGACAGCUGUGAAAAAGAAGACUUUAAAUCCAGAGUUCAAUGAGGAAUUUUGCUAUGAAAUAAAACACAGUGACCUUGCAAAAAAGACUUUAGAAGUUACAGUCUGGGAUUAUGAUAUAGGAAAAUCAAAUGAUUUUAUAGGAGGAGUUGUUUUGGGAAUAAAUGCAAAAGGAGAACGUCUUAAACACUGGUUCGAUUGCCUGAAAAACAAAGACAAGAAAAUUGAACGUUGGCACACGUUAACGAACGAGCUGCCAGGAGCUGUUCUCAGUGACUGACAAGAAUCUCCCAUUUCUGUGUUGUGAUAGCACAGCUGUGAAGGAACAAGACACAAGUUAUGCCUUUGCCUUUACCACAGUUAACAGUUUAUAGCGGAAGGAAUUGGCAGGAGGACAUUUGUUUUCCCCAUGGAUCGAUUUUGUUCCUCAUGUUACAGUUGUUCCAAUAAGGUUAACAGUCUUCAGACAGUAUAUGUAAAAGGAUAGAAGCUCCAGAUUGAUGGUGCACCUUUCAGAACUAUAAUACUUACAUAUAUCAGGGUUCAUGCCUUGACUUUACAACAACAAAAAAUAAAGGUUCAGAACUACCUAUUUAUAGAUAGGUCAUCAUUGUAUUCAGAGUGAGGUCAUUCACAGUUAUAAUACAAUAUAAUAUAAUACUUGGUUUUAACUGUAGGCUACCUUUCUCUUAAUAUGAAUCUACUUUAUCACAUUUUAUUUCUGGAGUGAUCAGCAGACUUAUGCACUGUAGUUAUUGUUUCAUGUUUUUUUUUCACAUAUUCUAGUCAUUGCUGAGCUACAAUUGCCAUCAUCUUCAGCCAGGCUAUGGUUUAUCAACAACUGGCUAAGAGUCGUGGGAUUUGUAAUGCAGCAACACGUGGAGCUAGCACUGAAAGUUUCUGUUUAAGAGUUGUAUGUGGCUGGUUGGUUUUGUUGUUGUUCAUGUAUUCGAUUUUUGUCUUUUUUUAUAUUAUUGAUUAUGGAGCUAUGUGCAGUUUGCCUCGUGUAUGUCUGCAAGACAGGGCAUAAUCAUUUCAAAAGCACUACGUUAAAUGUCAAAAAAUGAAGGUAAAAAAUGUACUUUUUGUUAAAUUAAUUUUUUGUUAACGUGGCGGGCAAACUGCGAAGUUUUUAUGCAAACAUAUGUACACCAUUCCAUGCCUUGAUAGGACUAUUUAAAAUUGCAUGUUUUAUUUGUUUCAGAGCUUUAGUUAUUGGGUAAAGAAAACGUUUGUUUUUUUUAUCAAACUGAAUGAAGCACCAACUCAGUAGCAAGCCCCACAAUUCUUGAACUCUUGCUAAGCAGAAAAAGACCAUUCUAAUAGCAGUGUAC